AUGGCCACUGCGCGUGCCCAAUGGCCACUGCGCGUGCCCAAUGGCCACUCCGUAGGAUCACCGAUGUCAGGGUUCAGGAUUUGCAGCGUUCUGCCUCUCAACCUCACCACAGAUAACGAGGCCUUCUGGAACGGCUGUGUUGUUCUCCUCGACGUCACAUCUGAUGUGGGCCUCCAACAGGUGUGCCGCUCUGCCACCUACCAAGCCCAGCUUGCGCAGGGCCGUGCCUCAUCAUUUCUCGAUCUGGUUUUUACCACAGACAUCACUCGGAUGCUCUCCUGUGACGUGUAUCCUGGCCUGUCCGGGAGCGACCACCAAGCAAUAGAGGUUGUGUAUGCCACUUGUCUCCCUCGGAAAGGCCGGUUUGCACGGACUCUGUGGAACUUUUAUAGGACCGACCAUGCCCAUAUGGCUAAGUUAGCCCAUCUUGCACCCUGGUGUCUUACCACUGGGGACGAUUGCGCUGACAACUACGAACUCUGGUGCGACUUUGUUGGCGCCAUCCAGAAAGAAUGCGUGCCCUGCUCGCGUAGUUCCACGCGAAGGAAGAGGUCCCCUUGGAUCACCCCCGAAAUCAAGAAAAUGGCUGGCCAGAAACGAGCCCUCUUCAAACGUGCCGCUCGUACACAGUGCCAGAUUUCACUUCAGAGUGCUAAAGAUUUGCAGCGCUCAAUCAAGUCUGCCAUCUCUCGUGCUCACAGUGCUUACGCCCACACCAUCUCUAUGAAGGCAAAAAAGGACCCUAAGCUGUUCUGGCAGUAUUUCAAUGGGCUUCAGUCUAGCCGACAGCGUCCCUGUUUCUCCAGAGACCAUCACCCCAUCACGUCCCCCAGGGACGUAGCCCAACUCUUCGCUUCACAGUUCUCCUCUGCUUUCAGCCACAACUCCUCUACUCCAGAUCCCGACCUUCUUGUGCAGACUAUCGAAGCUUCCACCUCCCAACCUGUAACCUGCCUUCCAAAUUUGUGCUUGUCCCUCGACGACCUGCAUGAAGCUGCCCGACUGAUCCGGCCCUCCCACUGUGCUGGGCCUGACCUGCUCGCCCCUACUUUCAUCAAGUCCCUAUUCCCUUACCUAUCUUUCUCCUUGCUCUCACUUUUCCAAUCCUUUCUCGACCACUCCUACGUGCCCUCCGCGUGGAAGAAGGCCCUUGUGACACCAGUUCACAAGGGUAAAGGGAAACCUCUCAACGACCCUUCCAGCUACAGGCCCAUCUCUAUUACUUCUAUCCUCUGCCGCACUUUCGAACGCACCAUCAACCAGCACCUUCUUCGCUUUCUGGACAACAACGGCCUUCUUUCUGCCUCCCAGCAUGGUUUUAGGCCCAACCAAAGCUGUGAAAAAUUGCACAAUCCGGUAUUCGUGGCCCCCUGCUGCUCUGGCUGA
Ixodes scapularis (black-legged tick) is the source of this 1386-nucleotide messenger RNA. RefSeq lists its product as uncharacterized. The coding region runs from base 1 to 1386 and encodes 461 amino acids. The transcript has 3 exons. Lineage: Eukaryota; Metazoa; Arthropoda; Arachnida; Ixodida; Ixodidae. The record is from RefSeq and is a predicted model, not a curated record.